Rasamsonia emersonii CBS 393.64 is the source of this 1257-nucleotide messenger RNA. RefSeq lists its product as uncharacterized. The transcript has 6 exons. Lineage: Eukaryota; Fungi; Ascomycota; Eurotiomycetes; Eurotiales; Trichocomaceae. The record is from RefSeq and is a predicted model, not a curated record. The coding region runs from base 1 to 1257 and encodes 418 amino acids.
AUGCAUUCAAUUACCCAUAUCAUUUUAUUGAUAUUACUUUCCCUCACAAACCUCCCCCUCGCAGCAUCAUCGCCCUCCCCGCAGUACUGCCAUGUCAACCCCGUCGAAUUGAGCGAUUUCUGCAUCGCGCUCAAUACGUUCCACAAUGAGACCAACCACAGCGAAGAUUUCUACGUCACCGUCUCGGCCAAGUUUGUCGAUGGCACGGGCUGGAUCGCGUUUGGCUCGGGGUAUCUGAUGCAUCAGUCGUUGAUGUUUGUCUUUUAUCCGGGGAAAACGCCAGGGUCGACUGUUUUCGGUGCAAGAUCCACAAAAUACCAUGACCCUCCAAGCCAUACCGCCGACAUCCCAGACGUCAGAGUCGUCAGCACACGGUCUGAAAACGGCUACUCGAUCCUCAACUUCAUCUGCUACGCUUGCAAUCGCUGGGGCGGCACUCGUCUCGAUGCAGACGCUGUCUCGCAACCGUGGAUUUGGGCAACAAAUCCGUUCCAGGAUGCUAAUUUGGAUGAUCCGUAUAAGCCGCUGCAGAUACAUACGUAUUAUGAUUACUUCUAUAUGAACAUGAAGAGUGGACAGGUCGUCGAUCCUGUUGAGCCCUACUUCCCCACGAUAUCCACGGACCGGACGUCCAUUGCUGCUGGACACACGCGCGACGCAGCGGGUGGUGUCGCGGCAUCGAAAAUAUGGUUGUAUCAUGGUAUUCUGAUGGCGUUUGCCUUUGGGGUACUCUACCCUCUAGGCGUGGCAUCGCUCGUGGUGUCAGUCAAGUACCACUGGAUUGUGCAAAGCAUCACGGCGGGAUGUGGCAUUCUCGGAAUUGGCGUCGCGGUGUUUGCGACCAAAAGUAUAUCGAGUUUUUUGGGACUCCACCAAGGCCUGGGUUGCCUUGCAGGCCUUCUCUUCGUCGUCCAGUAUGGCCUGGGUUUCCGGCAUCAUGUCCUUUUUGUCCGGGCAAAGAGACAAUCGGUCAACAUGCCUCCUCCACAAACUGGGCUGAAGCAAUACCACAUCUGGACAGGGCGGGGGUUGUAUUUCCUGGGUGUUUCGAAUGUUGCUCUAGGACUUCUCUUAGCGCAGAAGCAUCGUGCAUUGGUAAUUCCAUGGCUUAUCACUGUCGGUCUGGAAUUGGCAGGAUAUUAUUACGUCCUUGUUCGUCGCAAGCGACAGAUGCCAGUAGAGCCAUUGUCCAAGGGGUCAUACGCGUAUGAUCCUGUGAAUGACUCGGAGGAAGCUAUGCCUCUGAAUGAAAGAUGA